This is a messenger RNA of Sinocyclocheilus rhinocerous, 2901 nucleotides long. RefSeq names its product golgin subfamily A member 5-like. The transcript has 13 exons. The coding region runs from base 190 to 2457 and encodes 755 amino acids. Gene Ontology annotation, cellular component: Golgi cisterna; Golgi membrane. The record is from RefSeq and is a predicted model, not a curated record. Lineage: Eukaryota; Metazoa; Chordata; Actinopteri; Cypriniformes; Cyprinidae. Gene Ontology annotation, biological process: Golgi organization; retrograde transport, vesicle recycling within Golgi.
UAUGGGUCCUCUGUGUAGUUCCUGGUCCACGUCGGUCUGGAUCCGAAUGAGUAACAGGAUAAAAACAGUCACCGAUAAGCGAGCAAGAGACCAGUAGACACAAUUUCCCCAGAUAUUCCCCAAAACAUGCCCCUGCAAGAUUUGCUUACCGCUUUCUGAGAGAUCGGAGCCCCUUCAGAGGAUCUCAGGAUGUCUUGGUUUGUUGAUCUUGCUGGGAAGGCAGAGGACUUCCUCAAUAAAGUGGACCAGGGUGCAGCCAGCGCUUUGACAACAAACACUCAGAAGUCCUCCCUGUCCUACAACAGCCCUGACACCACAGAUUCGAUCCAGUACAACUCUGCGGCUUACAGCUCCACCCAACAGCACAGGGACUCCAUCUCCUCCUCAUCCCAUGGAACUUCGGCUUUCAUCUCCACAGCUGCUGGGAACAUUAAGAAAUCCAAUGCCACGGUUUUGGCCAGUACAGCUAAUGUCUCCAGCACCACGCCUUUGGGUUCUAGCAGCAAGGCAUCAUCCAACUUUGUGCAACCCAAAAAGCCAGAAGUAAACGAUGAUUUGCUCUUUGACUUCUUGAAUAGUUCGGACCCACUGCAGAGCGAAAUAAAGGAGGUCAGAAGAGAAACGGUGUCUAAAGUUUUGGGUCCAACAGGCGGGUCAGCUCAGACCCAGAUGCCCCCUAUUUCUGUGACCGGCGACCUGCAGAUGGGCCCCUCUGUUCCUGCAACCCCAUCCUCCACUCAGGGCCUGUCCAGAAAUUCCAGCCUCGGCUCUCUCUCGAACAGUUCACACAGCGUUAAAACCGAGGAUGGCUCCACUCGGGACCAAAGCCAAGCUGAUGUUCAGGAGAAUUUGAAUCCAGGGCUGGAUGCUCCCACAGAGGCCCAGCCAGCACUGGAGAUCUCACCUCAAGAGCUUCAGCAGCAGCAGCAGCAGCAGGGCCAAGAGCAGGUGAUCUCCAACCUUCGUCUCGAGAACCAGCUUUUACGCAGUGAAGUCUCUUCUCUCAACCAGGAAAUGGCCUCUGUAAUCCAGAGAGCCAAAAACAUGCAGGAGGAGGUGAACCUUGCCAGGGCUCAUGCUGAAAAGUGGAACUCGGACCAGUCUCGCGUUGAUCGCACGGUUCGAGAGCUGAGGGCACAGGUUGAUGACCUCACAGAAGCCCUGUCUGCAAAAGAUGGUCAGCUGGCGGUCCUUAAAGUACGACUGGACGAGGCAGAUCAGCUACUGAAGGCCCGAAACUCCGCCCUGGAGGAAGCUCAGAAUGAGAGGAUCAGGAUUCUUCAGGAUCACAGUGAGGGAAGCAGUCUUCAGUCUCAGGCUUUACGGACACUACAGGACAGAAUAAGAGACGCAGAAGCAGCAGUGAAGAGAGAACAGGAGAGCUACAGACAGAUACAGAGUGAGUUUGCAGCACGACUGGCGAAGGUGGAGACCGAGCGUCAGCAAUUGGCGGAGUCAUUAACAAACGCAGAGCGUCGGGUGACAGAAGAGAAACAGAGAGCUGAGGAACUACUUCAACAGGUCAAGAGCGCCCGAUCCACAGCAGAGUACACCAAACAGGAGCUGCAGGACUACAAAAACAAAGCCUCACGCAUCUUACAGUCUAAGGAGAAGCUGAUCAGCAGUCUGAAGGAGGGCUCAGGUCUGGAGGUGCUGGAGGGGGCUGGGGCUGGGGUUGAACUUGAAGAGCUCCGUCAUGAGAAAGAGCUGCAAAGAGAAGAGAUUCAAAAGCUACAGGCCCAAAUACAGAGCUUACGAACAGAGAUACAGGUACACACGCAAAAUUCCAAAAAUAUACCAUCUCAAUGUAGAGUUAAAGAAUCACAUGCCCAGCAGAUCAGAGCCAAACAGGAAAUAGAGGCAGAAUUGGAGAGAUCCAAACAGGAACUGCAGUACAUUGAAGAAGAGCAUCAUCACACUAAAACCGCCCUUCAGGGUCGCGUCAAAGACAGAGAAGAUGAGAUCCAAAAGCUUAGAAACCAGCUGACCAAUAAGGCUCUGAGCAACAGCGGUCAGGUGGAGCUGGAGGGCCGUUUGCACCAGCUGACAGAGACACUGAUUCAGAAGCAGACCAUGUUAGAAGCCCUGGGCACAGAGAAGAACUCCCUGGUCUUUCAGCUGGAAAGGCUGGAACAGCAACUAAAGAGCCUGCAGGGUGGUCAGAACAGCAGCUCACACAUCAACAUGGCUGCCAUGGAGGGACCAGGUGCUAGGCAGAGGAACACACCAAUCCUGUUUAAUGAUGCAGACGGACCGGGCACAGGAGUGUAUGGGAAGGUUCGUGAAGCGGCCAGCACCAUUGACCGCUUCAGUAUACGUCUAGGAAUCUUUCUCAGACGUUACCCCAUGGCCAGGGUUUUUGUUAUUAUUUAUAUGGCACUACUACACCUUUGGGUGAUGAUUGUCCUUUUGACAUACACACCAGAGAUGCAUCACAAUCAUCCUGAUGGGAGAUAAAGGACUUUCUACCUAUAAUAACAUAUAAUAACCUGUUUGAGCUCAGUAAGGGUUAAUAAAGGUUAAGCUUAGGGAGAUUUCAGGCUGCUGUUCAGUGGCUCAAUAUGCAUUCAUCAAUUUGCACAGACAUGCUGUUGGGCGGUUCUCUCUCUCUUUCUGUUACUUUGCUUCUCUCACAUUUCCCCUUAAUCCACCUCAUUUAUUUUCCUGGCCCAUACAUGAUUGAAUGCUUUCAGUAAAAUUUGGCAUGAGUGUUAAAAGCAGUAUAAAGUGAAAUAUUUAAGGUGUAAUUUAAAGUUGUGGUUUUAUUCAAUUAAGAAUCUCUUUUAUUCAUCUCUGUUUCACGCAAAUGUAAUCAUGACUAUUUUUGUUACAGGAAAUAACAGAUUGAAUUCCUCACACUGUAAAGCAGAUUUAUCUUAAUAAAUAUUAACACAGACAUCA